AAUCUCUCUUGAUUUUUGAGGAAAUACCCAGUAACAAACAUGACUGAGUUCUGGCUUAUAUCUGCUCCUGGGGAGAAAACCUGUCAGCAAACAUGGGAGAAAUUGCAUGCGGCAACUUCAAAGAACAAUAAUCUUGCUGUGACUUCCAAGUUCAAUAUUCCUGACUUAAAGGUUGGCACGCUGGAUGUCUUGGUUGGCUUGUCAGAUGAACUGGCUAAACUGGAUGCAUUUGUAGAAGGAGUGGUUAAGAAAGUGGCUCAAUACAUGGCUGAUGUAUUGGAAGAUAGUAAAGACAAAGUUCAAGAGAAUCUGUUGGCUAAUGGAGUGGACUUGGUUACUUAUAUAACAAGGUUCCAGUGGGACAUGGCCAAAUAUCCAAUCAAGCAGUCCCUGAAAAAUAUUUCUGAAAUAAUUGCCAAGGGAGUAACUCAGAUUGAUAAUGACCUGAAAUCUCGAGCAUCUGCAUACAAUAACCUGAAAGGAAAUCUUCAGAAUUUGGAACGAAAGAAUGCAGGAAGUUUGCUAACUAGAAGUCUAGCAGAAAUUGUGAAGAAGGAUGACUUUGUUCUUGAUUCAGAGUAUCUCGUCACAUUACUGGUAGUAGUUCCCAAGUUAAACCACAAUGACUGGAUUAAGCAGUAUGAAACACUAGCCGAAAUGGUAGUUCCAAGGUCUAGCAAUGUUCUUUCAGAGGACCAAGACAGUUACCUGUGUAAUGUCACCUUGUUUAGGAAGGCAGUUGAUGACUUCAGACACAAAGCCAGGGAAAACAAAUUCAUUGUUCGUGACUUCCAGUAUAACGAAGAGGAGAUGAAAGCAGAUAAAGAAGAAAUGAACAGGCUUUCUACUGAUAAGAAAAAACAAUUUGGACCACUUGUGCGGUGGCUGAAAGUGAAUUUUAGUGAAGCAUUUAUUGCAUGGAUUCAUGUGAAAGCGUUACGGGUUUUUGUUGAGUCUGUUUUAAGGUAUGGCUUGCCAGUGAACUUCCAAGCAAUGCUACUUCAGCCUAAUAAGAAAACUUUGAAGAAACUGAGAGAAGUAUUACAUGAAUUGUAUAAACAUCUAGACAGCAGUGCAGCAGCUAUUAUUGAUGCUCCUAUGGAUAUUCCAGGUUUAAACCUGAGUCAACAAGAAUACUACCCCUAUGUGUACUACAAGAUUGAUUGCAACUUGCUGGAAUUCAAGUGAAAAUGGGCUCCUCCCCCGACAAUCCUGUCCUUGUGUUGGUGUGUGCUAACGGAAAUAAGUUGCAGUAUGGUCGUACUUUCACCUCUAGUAUCCUUUGCUUGCUUCUGACCCCCUUUCCUAGGUGAAUUCUCCCACAGUGGUCUGUAUCUCAACAUUUUCUUUUUAAAGGAAAAUAUAUAUAUAUAUAGUUUCUUUUUAUUGAUCAGGUCUGUAAAUGUGUACUAAAAAAAUCAGAGUUUAUUUAUAAACAGAAUAGUUUAUUUAAAGAGAAGGUCUUUUCCUUAUUGAUAUCAUGGUAUGCAUUAAUUCCAUUUGUUACUAUUGUGCACAAAAGCCCUGUUCACAAGGGAAUGGUGUAAACAUUUAUACUGUUUUGUUCACUGUAUUUAGUAGACAUAACUGUUGAAUAGUUACUGAAUCGUGAUGUAAAGAAUAUGUGACCAUCUUCAGGUAUGGGAUUUCUAAGUGUUUCAAAUUUCAAUCAAUGAGCACUGUCAACACCCACAGGAGGAAUAAAAUUACCUGUGCAAAGGUGUAUUGUGGUGUGUGUAACUUAAGAUUACAGUUCAGUUUGAGAGUUAAAUGAUGUCAUAGCUCACUUGCUAUGAUACUUCCGGGAUUUUGUUAUGUGCUGAGGUGUAACCAUUUGUGUUAUCUGACGUAUGAUUUAACUGAGCCAAAUUUGGGUCAGAACUAAAUUUGAAGAUUACUUCUCAGUAUAUGAUGGGUAUUUACAUUUGAACACUAGAAUUUUAGGUCUCUCAAAUAAUUAAGUAUAGGGCCAGUUUUGAAUAAAGUCUAGCAGAACUAUG
Messenger RNA from Mandrillus leucophaeus (drill), 2000 nucleotides. It is a transcript of the gene ATP6V1C1, whose product is annotated as ATPase, H+ transporting, lysosomal 42kDa, V1 subunit C1. Gene Ontology annotation, biological process: proton transmembrane transport. The record is from RefSeq and is a predicted model, not a curated record. The transcript is spliced from 12 exons. Lineage: Eukaryota; Metazoa; Chordata; Mammalia; Primates; Cercopithecidae. Bases 40 to 1188 code for a protein of 382 amino acids. Gene Ontology annotation, molecular function: proton-transporting ATPase activity, rotational mechanism. Gene Ontology annotation, cellular component: lysosomal membrane; vacuolar proton-transporting V-type ATPase, V1 domain.